AUGGAGAUGAGUUACAACUACGGCGGCAACGGCGAAGAGAGCUGUCCGUACGAGAAUGGGGUGAUGAUGACGAGAGACCCGAAGCCGAGGCUGAGGUGGACGCCGGAUCUUCACGACAGAUUUGUCGACGCCGUCACCAAGCUCGGUGGCCCUGACAAAGCGACUCCCAAAUCCGUGUUGAGGCUAAUGGGCUUGAAGGGAUUGACAUUGUACCAUUUGAAAAGCCAUUUGCAGUAUAGACUUGGACAGCAAACUCGGAAGCAAAACUCUUCAGAACAAGGCAGAGAGAACAACGGGGAUUCAUUUGUACAUUUUAGUAAUCAUCAUUCGACAGAGUCUACCACCAAAUCCUCGAGAGGUAACUCAGAACAAGGAACAAUUCCACUUUCGGAGGCAAUCAAGUGCCAGAUUGAAGUACAGAACAAAUUGCAAGAGCAACUUGAGGUUCAAAAGAAGUUGCAAAUGAGAAUAGAAGCCCAAGGGAAGUACUUACAAGCUAUAUUAGAGAAAGCUCAAAAGGGUCUCUCUGUUGACAUGAAGGGGCCGAUUACUGCAGAAACCACAAGAGCACAAUUGACAGACUUCAAUUUGGCUCUAUCAAACUUCAUGGAGAAUAUGAGCGAAGAAGAGAGAAGAGUAAGCAUGUUAGAGAUGAAUGAGGCUUAUAAGAAGAGCAAUGGUCCAACCUUCCAGAUUUAUGAGGAGGGGAAUAUUGCAGAAGAAAAUAAAGAUUCAAAGCUUAAGGUUGAGAGGGGUUCUAUACACUUUGACUUAAAUACUAAAGGUAGCUAUGAUUACGUUGGUUCAAAUGGAAAUGAAUUCGAACCAAGAUGCUUUCGGUUACAAGAUAGUUCACUUUGAUGGCAAGCAUGUAACACUUUGUUGCUGUUUAUAUUCUAUCCUAUAGUACAGGGGUGCUUAUAUUUUGUUAACACAAAAGAAAAGGCAAAAUGGUGCAGUUGUUGUCACUCCAUUGUGGUUGUACUUUAUGGUUUAAUCUGAGAUCUUACUAUACAUUUUAAUGGGAGUAUAAUAUACCAACAUCAGAGCACAGAUUCUGCAUAUAUAGAUUCGUUUUCGUUACACAUUGUGUGCCACUAAACUGUACCUUUUUUCGAAAUUAGACUAGUAACUUUUAUGUCGUUGCCAACAUUUACAUUGAAUUGUUUACAAAGCCUUCUGUGUGGACUCUGGAGUACAAUAAUUUUAUGCCUUUA
Messenger RNA from Fragaria vesca subsp. vesca, 1217 nucleotides. RefSeq names its product myb family transcription factor APL-like. Bases 1 to 861 code for a protein of 286 amino acids. The record is from RefSeq and is a predicted model, not a curated record. The transcript has 6 exons. NCBI's taxonomy places the organism in Eukaryota, Viridiplantae, Streptophyta, Magnoliopsida, Rosales, Rosaceae. Gene Ontology annotation, molecular function: DNA-binding transcription factor activity; DNA binding.